CGGGCCGGGCAGGGCAUGGCCGCCGCUCACGUCUCCGCCGCGCCCGCCCAGCGCCGCGGCUGGGGCGCCCGGAGCCGGCCCGGCCCCGCGGAGGGCGAGGGCGGGGAGGCCGCGGAGCAGAGCGGCGACUGGCGACAGCCCGAACCCGAGCCGGAGGCGGACGAGAGGCGGCGGCGGGCGGCGGUGGAAGCCCCGGCGCCCAAGGAGAACGCGUGGACGAGGCGCAGGGCGGCGCGGGACGGCGGGGACACGGACGCGGCCGAGGCCGCCGGCCUGCGGGACCCAGAACUAGAAAAUUCCAAUAAAGUUAUAAAGGCAGCGAAACCCAGGACAAGGAAAUACAGCAAGACUGGUGACUUCGGUGAUAUCACAAACUGGCCAACACCAAGUGAAAUAGCAAAUAAUGAAUGUAAGACUGUAAGUCACAACAAGAAGCCAACAAAUAGAAAAGAAAAGGAGGAGAAAUCUGAUCAAAAAGGCAAUAAUGGAACCAAGGACAACCUGGAGGCAAAGCCAGAUGGUCCAGGCGAUAACAUCAGUGAAGAUGAAAGUCAAACUAAUAAUCAAAGGAAAAAAGGUAACAAGCAGAAAUGGCUGCCACUUCACUUGGAUGAUGUAAGGUCAGAUAGUCAAGAAAGACCAGGCUCUCGAAGUAGCUCAAGAUCUCAGCUGGAAACAAACAAGUUAAUACCUCAUAACAACAGACGGAAUGAGACAAGAAAUUGGCGUCGUGAUAGAGAAAGGAGAGAUGAUCACGAUGAAGUGUGCAGCGUGAGAAGUGAGGGUGGCAGCGUUCGAGGAUUCUCCAGAGGCAGAGGAAGAGGUAGAGGCAGAGGAAGAGGACGAGGCAGAGGAAACCCUAGAAUGAAUGUUGAAUAUUACUCAACUGGUUAUCAAGAACUGUAUGAUGAAAGAACUGACCAAGCAUUUCAACCUGAGCUUAAUGCUAGUAUGAUGUAUUACUACGAUGAUGGAACAGGAGUGCAGAUGUAUUCUGUGGAUGAAACACUUCUCAAAGAAUAUAUAAAACGUCAAAUUGAGUAUUAUUUCAGCACAGAAAACUUGGAAAGAGACUUCUUUCUGAGGAGAAAGAUGGACCAACAAGGAUUUCUGCCUGUUUCAUUGAUUGCCAGCUUCCACCGGGUGCAAGCUCUGACUACAAAUGCUAUGCUUAUUUUGGAGGCCCUAAAGGACAGCACAGAAGUUGAAACAGUGGAUCAGAGGAUAAGAAAAAGGGUUGAUCCAGAGAAGUGGCCAAUUCCAGGUCCUCCUCCAUGCAGUCUGCCACGGACUGACUUUUCUCAGCUCAUCAAUUGUCCAGAAUUCAUACCAGGACAAGUUUUUGGCUCUCAUACUGAGUCUGCACCAAGUUCUCCAAGAAUAGGAAGCUCGCUGAGUCCAAAGGAAAACACUGAAACGAGUAAUUUUCAGAUGAUGUCUAAAGGAUUGUCUACAAGUUUGCCUGAUUUGGACUCCGAACCUUGGAUAGAAGUGAAGAAGAGGCAUCGUGCAUCCACAGUCAAAGUAAAGGAAUGUGUUCCUGUACCUGAUCAAAUGUCAGAUCAACAACAGCCACCUCCACCAUCAGAGGAACAAGAACAAGAAGAACUUGAUUUUUUGUUUGAUGAAGAGAUGGAACAGAUUCAAGGUCGUAAGAAUAAACUUACUGAUUGGUCAGACAGCGAUUCAGAUUAUGAAAUUGAUGAUCAGGACGUAAACAAGAUUUUGAUUGUAACACAGACGCCACCAUAUAUGAGAAAACAUUGUGGUGAAGAUCGUACUGGCAACCAUGUAUGUCAUGCAAAAAUUACAUCAGAACUUGCUAAAGUUAUUAAUGAUGGCUUAUACUAUUACGAACAAGACUUGUGGAUGGAGCAGAGUGAAAAUGACACUACAAUGAAGCAAGAGAUUGAGAACUUUAAGAAGCUAAAUCUCAUUAGUAAGGAAGAGUUUGAUAAUCUUGCACCAGAACCAGUCGCUGAUCCAACUGAGGAAAUUCCUCCAGGGUCUUCAGGGUUAGAGAAAGUAGAGGAGCUGGCUUGUAAUUCAUUCGGUAUUGAAGCACCUCCAACGGCAGCUGUGGCUCGAUCACUGCCAACAAUAGUUCCAGAAUCUCCCCGUGUUCACCCUGGCUUCACUCCACGAACCCCUCGCACCCCAAGGCUACAGGAUCCCAACAAAACACCCAGGUUCUACCCUGUUGUUAAAGAAGCACAGUCCAUUGAUGUAAAGACUCCAAGAAAAAGAAAAACACGACACAGUACAAAUCCUCCCUUAGAAUGCCAUGUUGGUUGGGUGAUGGAUUCCAGAGACCAUAGGCCAAGAACUUCCUCUGUGAGCAGCUCCAGUGCUUCACCCUCAGAAGGAGCUCCACUCACAGGAGGUUACGGGUGUACCCCAAAUUCUCUUCCAAAAUUUCAGCAUCCUUCUCACGAACUGUUAAAGGAAAAUGGCUUUACACAACAGGUAUACCACAAAUACCAUCGGAGAUGUCUAAUGGAGAGGAAACGGUUGGGAAUUGGCCAGUCCCAAGAAAUGAACACACUUUUUCGUUUCUGGUCCUUUUUUCUGAGAGAUCACUUUAACAAGAAAAUGUAUGAAGAAUUCAGACAACUUGCUCUAGAUGAUGCAAAAGAACACUACAGGUAUGGAUUGGAAUGCUUGUUUCGAUUUUACAGCUAUGGCUUGGAAAAGAAAUUCAGGCAAGAAAUAUUCAAGGACUUCCAAGAAGAAACAAAGAGGGACUAUGAAGCUGGUCAGCUUUAUGGACUGGAAAAAUUUUGGGCUUACCUAAAAUACUCUCAGCACAAAACACCAGCCAUAGACCCCAAACUGCAAGAAUACCUUAGUAAAUUUAGAAGACUGGAGGACUUCAGAGUGGAUCCUCCUAUUAGUGAAGAGCCUGGCAGGAGGAGACCGUUUGCUGCAACAGGUGAGGAUUCAGGUCAUCGCAGACAACUGUCUAAUUCUUCUAAAACGCUUCUUGCAGCUCAUCCCACAGCUGCCAGUCAGUCCCAGGCACUGGAAGACAUUACCAGUGGGAGUACUGCACAAGCGCACAUAGUAGGUCAUAAUAAUGCUGCCACAAAAUUGAUAGAAAGUGAUGUACCAGAAAAAUAGACUAAGACUUGCGCCCUUGAGAAUCAACUUUUACAUCGCUAUUUCAAUUUGGAGAUCUCCAAGGCGAGCCAAUCUAAUAUGUGAUUAAAAGCGUAUAGGAAGACAAAAGUUUGCAUUUUCUUUUUCAGAGGAUUAAGUUCCAAAAUGCUUACCCUAGGAGAGUCAUUCUUGGUUUUGGGAUCAUCAGGAAGGUCCUAGGGAAGAUCCUUUGGCUUCAGUAUUGCUUUCCUCAAGCUUUUGUUUACAAAAAACUGCAUUCCUUGCAUAUGCAAAAAAAUACCUUGGGGAUGCCUUACAUUUCAGCUCGUAUUUCUUAAAAAAAGGUAUGAUAUAUCCAUCUUAUUUACUGUGCAUUCUUUGUCCCGAUUUUCCCAUUAUUUGUAUUUUACCAAAGCAAAAAAGAUGACAUUGUAUGUAUAAUUUAAAUGUAAAGAAGGAUCUAUGUGAUUGGUUUGCUCUCAAAUCUGUAACUAUAAAAAGUAUGUUUUUGUGUAAAAGCACUCAAGAAUGUGCAGCUAUAUAUGAAACUGCAUUGCUGGAUUCUAUUUAAAGACAUAGUAUCUAUUUUUUUCAGGGUCUCCAUAGUUAGUAUUAAGUAUGGAGUUUGAGUGGACAUAACUGGGAUAGUUUUGCAGAUACUUCCUUCAAUACUGGUUAUUAAUAGGCAACAGUAAAAUACAGGGAAAAAUUGAUCUGCUGAUUUCAUAGUGUCUUAAAUUGACAUACAGUAUCUGCAAUUUGUGCAGGUUGUUAAAAUAGCAAACUUCAAAUUAUUCUCAGUUUGAGAGGUGUUUUCAUCUGAAUUCUCAUAUGAUUAUAAAGUACCCUAACAGAAGAGGCAUAACUUCUUAAAGACUCUUUUUCUCUGUAUUUCAAGGAAUAAAAAUUAGUCUGGAGGGAAACUAAGUGUUCCUUGUGAACUUUUUCUUUGCUUUAUUUUGCAAUGUUUGAAUGAAGUUCUGCUUAAAUUGCGCUAGCUAAGAUUAAAUAAUUUCAAACAGGUCUAAAUACAAUUUCACUGAAUUUAAGUUAUUGAAAUACAACUUCAUUUCUGUAGCUAAAGGAUAGAGGUGGUUAUAUCCUGUAAUUUCUUAUUUUUUUUACUUUGAUUUAAAAAAAACUCAAAAUUAACUGAGCAAGUAAUUUAUUUCUUCCAAGGGUAGGUGAAAAGAACUUCAGCUUUUUGUUACUGGUUAGUUGUGAAAAAGCCUUCAGUUGAAAACUGUCUAGCACAACUGCCUUAACCCCUGACUGUGUCCAAACAGAAUGAACAUUCUUAUAUGCAGUUUCAUACUUGUAUCGCAUCUCAGAAGUUGUUAUAAAAAGUCCAUUAAUUUUUUUUCAGUCAUUGUCUUGUGAAUCUCAGUGACAUGAAUUAUGAAUGCCUGCAUUGUAAACGUGUACGGUAGCAGUGGCUUGACCAACAGUUAGUUUCAAUACAAAAUUGAGCCUUUUGUUUAGUAGUUGUUCAUGUUCAUUUAUAACAGGCCACUUAAGUAACAUCCUUUCAAUAUGCUGAAGUGACACAUCUCAAUCCCAUGUUCGAUCCCUGCCUCUUGCUAUCCAUGAAAAUGAUGAAAAUGUAAAUUUGAAGUUAUAUAUAAAGAAAUACUUAUAUUUCCUUUCACUUUUUUCAUUGGACAAUAUGCAGAUUAAGCUUUUAGUGUGUAAUUUUGUGAUAUCUUGACAAAUUUUAUAAAAACAACCCAAAAAACUC
This is a messenger RNA of Cygnus olor (mute swan), 4837 nucleotides long. RefSeq names its product La ribonucleoprotein 1B (gene LARP1B). Gene Ontology annotation, cellular component: cytoplasmic stress granule; cytosol. Bases 16 to 3120 code for a protein of 1034 amino acids. NCBI's taxonomy places the organism in Eukaryota, Metazoa, Chordata, Aves, Anseriformes, Anatidae. Gene Ontology annotation, biological process: mRNA stabilization; positive regulation of translation. Gene Ontology annotation, molecular function: RNA cap binding. The record is from RefSeq and is a predicted model, not a curated record. The transcript is spliced from 19 exons.